GCGGCGGCAGUGGCGGGCGGCGCCCGGCAGACGGAGCUGUGCGGGCGGCGCGGGGAGGCGGGGAGGCACCGGCGCGGCCCCGACAUCCCUGCGCAUCCCGCAGCCCCGCCGGGGAUGCCGCCGCCCGCCGGGCCCUGAGCGCCGGGACGCGGCGGCCGCCGGCCCCGCUCCGCCCGCGCCUCGCCCGCGCCGCCGCCCCCCCCGGAGCCGCCGCCGCCCGCGGAGCCCGGCUGGAAAAUGGAGGCGGUCGAGGCCAGCACCCUUCAGCAGGAGAGGCUGCAGGCCAUCGCGGAGAAGCGGAAGCGUCAGACGGAGAUCGAGAACAAGCGGCGGCAGCUCGAGGACGACAGGCGGCAGCUGCAGCACCUCAAGUCCAAGGCCCUGCGGGAGCGAUGGCUGCUGGAGGGGGCCCCGGCCUCCGCCUCCGAGGAGGACGAGGCCAUGAAGAAGCAAAUGCAGGAGGACGAGGUGAAGACCAAGGAGCUGGAGGAAACCAUCCAGAGGCUGGAGAAGGAGCUGGAGACGCUGGAGAACGGCAGCUCGGCGGCUUCCACCAGGGAGAACCUGGCGGAGGUGGCGGCGGUGCCGGCGGCCAAGGAGGAGAAGGCGGAGGCCGUCCCCAACGCCGAGAAGAGUCCCCUGGGCACCGUCAAGGCCGAGAAGAAGGUCUCCAGCAGCCCCAUGAAGGCGGUGGAAGGCACUGACAUGCUGAAGGCAGCCAUGUACUCCGUGGAGAUCACGGUGGAGAAGGACAGAGUGACUGGGGAGACCAAGGUCCUAUCCAGCACCACCCUUCUCCCCCAGAACCACUGUCUGCAGGGGGUCAAGGUGUACGAGGACGAGCUGAGAGUGGUGCACGCGGUGAGCGCCGAGGACGGCGCCCUGGCCGACGGCGCCCAGCCGCUGAGCUCCUCCGAGGUCGACGAGCUCCUGCACAAGGCCGACGAGGUGACCCUGAGCGACGCCUCCGAGCGGGAGCCCGCCGGCGGGGAGGGCCCGCGUGGGGCGCCCGGCAGCGCCCCGUCCAGCCGGCAGCCCACGCCGCGGCGGGAGAUCACGGGGCUGCAGGCGGCGCCGCGGGAGAGCGGCCCGGGCCAGGGCGCCGAGCAGCCCGUCACCAUGAUCUUCAUGGGCUACCAGAACGUGGAGGACGAGGACGAGACCAAGAAGGUGCUGGGGCUGGAGGGCACCAUCAAAGCCGAGCUGGUGGUGAUCGAGGACGCCGAGAGCAAGCCGGCGGCGUCGCCGUGCAAGGAGCACGCGCCGCCCAACGGCACGGCGCUGGAGCCGGCGGCCGCCCCGCCGCCCCCGGAGGAGGGCCCGCAGCCGGGCGCCAGCGCCACGGACGCCAAGGAGGCCGAGCAGGACACGGACGCGAAGAAGCAGCGCUGCAAAUGCUGCACGGUGAUGUGAGGUCCCGCCGAGAGCCGCCGUCGCCAGGCUGCCCGUCCCCGCGCGCCCUCUCCCGCCCCGGCCCCCCGCCCCCCCGUCUGCGGCCCCGCCGGACACAGGGUUACCCACUGACCAGACACGGCUCCCGUACUUUUUUUUCUUAAGAACUGGGGAAAUCCAACAUGGCGUUUGUAAAGUGUACAAAGAGCAGCAUCGCCUCGAGGCCGCGGCACCGCCCGCCCGCCCGCCCGCGCCCGCUCCGUGUGCCGUCCCGCCGGCGCUGCCUGCUGCAUCGCUCGGAGCCCCCGCAGCGCUUCCCGGCUCCCGCCCGGCGCCGGGUGCCGGCACGGGGAUCGGAGGACGGCACCGUGUCUUUAGAUGAUUCCUCGUGAGCCGGCAGCUGGCAGGACCUGCGUUUUGGGAAGGGCACGGGGACGGCCUGCUCCCCCGCAGCAGCUUCCCCACGAAACCCAGCGCGCCCGGGUCCCCGAGCACCGAAGCUGCCAGCGGCAGCACGGCGGAGGCGGUGUGGAGGGCAGCAUCCGUGUGCAGCUGCGGGGAGCCGGGCGGCUGGCAGAGCCCGGGAGCCCCAGGCACCUCCGCAGCCCCGCGCGGCGCUGCCAGCCGGGAGCAGGUUUGCUGGUGCUGGGCUCCCCUCGGCGCACGGGAGCUCCUGGGCCCCGCGCAGCGCCCACCCGUCCCCCUGCCUCUGCCGGGCUCUCACCAGCAGCAGCAGCAGCGUUUCCUCCCCUGCGGGGCUGCAGGGGCCGGGGGCUCCCAGCCCCCCCGGGCAGAGCAUCCCCGAGCGCCCGGGCUUGGCUCCGCGGCGUGCCGGGCUCCGGGACGGGGCAGCUUUGGGCGCCCCGGGGUUUUGCAUCCCGCGCAGAGCGAAGGGCGCCCGGGCGGCAGAGCAGCGAGCAAUGGAGCGUCGCCCUGCUCCGAGGCCUUCCCCACCUCCCCUCCCUUCGUGUGAGCAGUGACCCCUCCCUGUUGCCACCAGUUGCCACCAGUUACCCCCAGUUUGCACCGAGGCUGUGGCUUUGCUCACGCACGUGCGUGUCUGCAGGGAGCAGCAGGCGGGGGCUCAGCAGGGACACAUGCCACCACCUGCCCCCCCGGGGACCAGGGAGGGCACUGGGAGCAUCGCCCCGGCUCCCCCUGCAUCGCCCCGGCCGGCUGCCCGGGGGCCAGGCCGAUCCCGCACCCCAGCUCCCGCGAUCCCACUUUGUCCCAGACCGGGCGCCCCUGGAUCCCGCGAUCCCACCUCAUCCCGGACUGCCCCUUCCUCGCGGCUGCCCAGCCCCCUCGCCUGCCGACAGAGCCCCGGCCGCCCCGCUGGCUUUGGACCCGGAGCCAGCGCCGGGCCCGGCUGGAGCAGGAUGAGGCCGUUCCCGGCCGGGAGGUGCCGCAGCCCCGGCUCAGCCCAAGUGCACUUCCCGCGCUCCCUGCUUUUGGUUUGUGACAAGCGUCCGAAGCCCCCGGCCCCCCCCUUGUUUGUAAGACCCCCGAACCGAGCAAAUAAACCGUGUGAAUAACCA
Molecule: messenger RNA, 2930 nt
Organism: Dromaius novaehollandiae (emu)
Lineage: Eukaryota; Metazoa; Chordata; Aves; Casuariiformes; Dromaiidae
Gene: PALM
Product: paralemmin
Exons: 9
Coding region: 238-1413 (391 amino acids)
Biological process (GO): regulation of cell shape
Cellular component (GO): plasma membrane
Source: RefSeq, a predicted model, not a curated record